UGUCACCGGGGAAAUUCUCAAAUGCUGGUAUAUAUAGAGCUUAAAAGCAAAUGACAGCAUACAAAAAAAGCACAAACAAUCCACAGACAUAAAAGAAUAUACAGAAGAAGAAAAUAUAGCAAACUAGGAGAAAAUGACGGAUGAUCGUUUGACUUACGUGCAAAGCGAGGUGCCUCUUCUGCAGCCACCCACAGCACCCAGGAGCAACUUCUCAUGCUUCCACUGGCUCAGCGUCUGCUCCUUUGUCCUCUUACUGGUGGCCACCACUAUGUUCGCUCUGCUCCACUUCCACAUCAUCCCGACGCCUGGUCAACAGGAUGAGUUCCAGUCUCCAGAAGUAUUUCACAUCCAGACAUUCUUAGGUUCAUCACCAAAUGCCCAGCCCAUGACCGGAGAAAGAGUGGCUGCUCAUUUAACAGGAAAACUCCAGGAUGGCAACAUAGUAUGGGGAUCCACUCCCAUGAACACCUUUCAAACCCUAAAUGUCAUACUUAAGGAAAACACUCUGGAGAUCCCCCAGGAUGGCCUCUACUUUGUAUAUACCCAGGUCGUCUACACUGGCAAAGAUUGCUUGAAGAUGAAACCCACAGAGCUGACCCACACAGUCAACCGGAAGGGCGAGUACCCAAAAGUCACGACUCUUCUCACCUCCACCAAAACAGCGUGUGAGAUGCCAUCACCAAGUGUCUGGCAUCAGCCCAUCUACCAAGGAGGUAUAUUCCAACUUGAUGAGGGGGACAUUCUUUCAACUGAAACAUCAAACAUUCAUCUUCUCAGCCUAAAUAGGUCAGGACAAGUUUAUUUUGGUGUCCUUGCCCUAUAACAGACUUGAUGGACCUCCUUCAAACGUGUCCGUUGGACUUCGUCUAAAUCACUUUAGUCACUCUUCUUUCAAAAUGUUUUUGUACGUCCUAAAUCCUGGGUAGCACAUCAAAGCUGGAUCUUCGAUGCAAUGAAAAUAUAUUUCUGUGAGGUCAGCAAUACAAUCCAUUUUUCCUCUAUUUUUAAGACACUCUGGGGUUCGUUUACUAAAACUGGAGAAAGCAAAAACUGCAGCUCUGCAUAGAAACCAAUCGGCUUCCAUUUUUUUUUGUCAA
Messenger RNA from Rana temporaria (common frog), 1097 nucleotides. RefSeq names its product tumor necrosis factor (gene TNF). The record is from RefSeq and is a predicted model, not a curated record. Lineage: Eukaryota; Metazoa; Chordata; Amphibia; Anura; Ranidae. Gene Ontology annotation, cellular component: membrane. The transcript is spliced from 4 exons. Gene Ontology annotation, biological process: immune response. Gene Ontology annotation, molecular function: tumor necrosis factor receptor binding. The coding region runs from base 134 to 823 and encodes 229 amino acids.